AUGAGACUGAGCAAACUGCAAAAGGCCUAUUUAGGCGUACUGGCAAUGGCGACAGGUUGUGUAGGGCUGUACACUGAACUUCCUACCAACCUCACAGAGGUGGACGUCAUAAUUGCCGGAGGAGGCACCGCUGGCAGCAUCGUUGCCUCACGGCUCGCCGAAGCAGACCCAACCCUAUCGAUUCUUGUCAUUGAGCAGGGCCAAGACAGCUUCAACGUGACAAACGUCAUCUUCCCAGCGCUUUUCGAACGAAACACCAUGCCCGAUUCUGAUACUGCCCUGUUUUGGAAGGCCAACAAGUCACCACAGUUGGCGGAUCGCGAGCCCAUUGUUGAGACAGGCGGUAUUCUUGGAGGAGGGUCAGCCAUCAACUGGAUGGUAUACACCCGCGGGCAGUGGGAUGAUUUCAACUCCUGGAACACAUCGGGUUGGUCUACGGAAGAACUGUUGCCACUCCUGCGAAAGGUGGAAACGUACCACGGCGCAACUACCAAUGAAUCCACUCACGGUUAUAACGGACCAAUCCAUGUGUCGAAGGGAACGCACCAAGCGCCUCGAGCUGAAAGAAGUUGGAUUAAGGGGGCUGUCGAAACAGGCUGGUUUGAAAUGGAAGACCUCCAAGCGCUUCACUCUAACAAUGGCUCCGGGCCUUGUGGCGAGUAUCCUAAUCUGCAUGUAUUGGUUGAGACUCAGGUCCUCCAUAUCCUGUUCGAGGGAGAGGAUAAUCGCGCCGUUGGAGUGGAAAUUCGACCGAACCCAGCAUUCGCGCAGGAUGCUCGAGACAAUAGCACGAUAAGUGUCAAGGCAAGAAAGCUAGUGGUUGCCUCUGCUGGGUCUUUUGGAACUCCGCUACUUCUCGAAAGGUCUGGAGUUGGCGACCCUGCAGUACUGGGAAAGGCAGGUAUACCGACUAUCGAAAGUCUUGAUGGAGUGGGAAAUGGCUUCCAAGAUCACCAUUUCGUCGGAUACGUCUAUCGGACGAAUCUUGAACAAAAUGAGACAAUCAAUGGCAUUGCCCGGAAUGAUAGGGGGCGAGAUGUGGACGCCAUGAUUGCUGUCGACGACAAGCAACUUGGGUGGAACGGCCACGAUGCUUCGAGCAAGUUAAGACCUUCUCCUGCUGAUAUUGCAGGUCUUGGACCCGAGUUCCAAGCGGCUUGGGACAGGGACUUCAAGGACUCGCCCAACCGCCCUCUCAUGAUCAUGGGACUUUUUAACGCCUACUUUGGUAAUCCAGAUGCCCUUCCUGACGAUGCUGAAUACGUUACUACUGCACCCUGGGUUACUUACCCAUAUGCAAGGGGUCAUAUUCAUGUCACCGGGCCCAAUAUUGACGAUCCGUACGAUUUCAACACUGGCUGGCUUCUUGAUGAGAACGACAUUGACUUGAAGAGCCAUAUCUGGGGGUACAAGACACAGCGAGCCAUUGCUCGUCGCAUGGACAUCUUCAGAGGCGAACUCGCAUCACGACAUCCUCAAUUUGCCAAUUCAGCGAGUGCCGCCGUUAUUGAGACGGCUGAAGGGCCGGUCGCUGAUGCUAUCAAUUAUUCUGUCGAUGACGAUGCUGCUAUCGUACAGUAUAUACGCGAGAACAUCGGAACGUCGAGACACCCUCUAGGUACCUGCAAAAUGGCGCCACGGGAGGAGAAAGGGGUUGUUGACCAUAAGUUGGAUGUGUAUGGUGUAUCAGGGUUGAAGAUUGCGGAUCUCAGUGUGCCAGCCCAACAAGUGGCUGCCAACACUUAUAAUGUCGCGCUGUUGAUGGGCGAGAAGGCUGCACAGAUUAUUAUUGGCGAAUUCAGACAUUGA
Molecule: messenger RNA, 1809 nt
Organism: Colletotrichum orchidophilum
Lineage: Eukaryota; Fungi; Ascomycota; Sordariomycetes; Glomerellales; Glomerellaceae
Product: GMC oxidoreductase
Exons: 6
Coding region: 1-1809 (602 amino acids)
Molecular function (GO): flavin adenine dinucleotide binding; oxidoreductase activity, acting on CH-OH group of donors
Source: RefSeq, a predicted model, not a curated record